Molecule: messenger RNA, 1500 nt
Organism: Quercus lobata
Lineage: Eukaryota; Viridiplantae; Streptophyta; Magnoliopsida; Fagales; Fagaceae
Exons: 3
Coding region: 1-1500 (499 amino acids)
Molecular function (GO): RNA-DNA hybrid ribonuclease activity; nucleic acid binding
Source: RefSeq, a predicted model, not a curated record
AUGAGUAUUGAGGAAAGAAGGGUUGUUGCAGAGUCCACAAAAGUACUGGAAAAUGUUCUUUUGCAAGAAGAUGAUCCCGAGAAAUUCACCAAAAUUGGAACAGGUAUGAAGGAGAAGGCAAGAAAAGACCUCAUCCAGUUCCUGAGAAAGAGUAUCGAUGUUUUUGCAUGGAGUCAUGACGACAUGCUGGGAAUCAAUCCAAGUAAGAAGAGGGUGUUCGCUCCUAAGCAGGAUAAGGCAAUCAAAGAAGAGGUUCAAAAACUGACCACGGCACAGUUUAUUAAGGAAGUCUGUUACUUGGAUUGGUUAGCCAAUGUGGUGAUGGUGAAGAAAGCAAAUGGCAAGUGUAGAAUGUGCGUAGAUUUCACUGAUUUAAACAAGGCUUACCCUAAGGAUAGUUAUCCUUUGCCACGCAUUGAUCAAUUGGUGGACUCUACGGCUGGCCAUCAGUUGUUGAGCUUCAUGGACACCUUCUCAGGAUACAAUCAGAUAAAGAUGGACGAAGUUGAUCAAGAAAAGACCUCUUUCAUUACCAGCCAAGGUUUGUUUUGCUAUAAGGUGAUGCCCUAUGGUUUAAAGAAUGCAUGGGCAACUUAUCAAAGGUUGGUUAAUCACAUGUUUUGUCCACAGAUAGGACGGAAUGUAGAGGUCUAUGUCAACGACAUGCUUGUGAAGAGCAUAGAUGAGGGAAGCCAUUUGGACGAUCUACAGGAAACUUUUGAAACACUUAGGCAAUAUAAGAUGAAAUUGAACCCAAGUAAGUGCGCAUUCGGAGUAUCGUCGGAAAAGUUUUUGGGGUUCAUGGUUUCGCAAAGAGGAAUCGAAACAAAUCCAGACAAGAUCCAAGCCAUAUUGGAUAUGGAACCACCAAAGAAUAUCAAGGAAGUCCAAUCCCUCAUUGGACGACUUGCUGCUUUGAACAAUUCAGCUCUAAUCAGGAAGGAAGGAAAAGUACAAAAACCCGUGUACUACACUAGCCGAGCACUCAGAGGAGCAAAGGGAAGGUACCCACUGAUAGAGAAAUUGGCUUUUGCACUAAUAACAGCUUCUAGAAAGUUAAGACAUUACUUCCAAGUUCAUGCCAUCAAUGUCAUGACGAACCAUCCGCUUAAGAAGGCAAUGAACAAGCUGGAAGCUACAGGACAGCCGAUUCAAUGGGCAGUGGAACUUAGUGAAUUCGACAUUCGGUACCAAUCGAGAAAUGCAAUAAAGGCCCAAGCCCUAGCAGAUUUCAUUGCAGAGUUCACUCCGAGCUACGAGGAUUUUGGUGAAAGAGAGUACAAUGAAAAACGGGUCGUCCAUGUAGAUGGAUCGUCUACAUUGCAUGCUAGAGGAAUAGGAGUUGUUUUGCAAUCACCAGAAGGAGACAAAUUAAAGUACAAGGCUCGUUUUCAAUACCAAACUACUAAUAAUGAAGUAGAGUAUGAAGCCCUUUUAAAGGGGUUGGAGUUGGCUAAGUCUAUAGAAGCAGACUCAAUACUUGUCAUGGGAGACUCUUAG